Messenger RNA from Gopherus evgoodei (Goodes thornscrub tortoise), 2459 nucleotides. It is a transcript of the gene PTPN2, whose product is annotated as protein tyrosine phosphatase non-receptor type 2. NCBI's taxonomy places the organism in Eukaryota, Metazoa, Chordata, Testudines, Testudinidae. The transcript has 9 exons. The coding region runs from base 176 to 1444 and encodes 422 amino acids. The record is from RefSeq and is a predicted model, not a curated record. Gene Ontology annotation, biological process: protein dephosphorylation. Gene Ontology annotation, molecular function: protein tyrosine phosphatase activity.
GCAUUACAGCGGCGGGGACUUGCGCUCGCCGCGGCGAACUGUGAGGCAGUCAAAGACGGAGCGCGCGGCGAGCUGGGACUUGCGCUCGCCGCCGCUCGUGCUCUGGGCGUAGCGAGCGAGUGAGAGGUUAUGAGCCUGCAGGACUCCAGCGGCCACGCUCGCUCCGGCCGCCGCCAUGGCAUCUUCCAUAGAGCAGGAGUUCCAGGAGAUCGACAGUGCUAACGACUGGCAGGCUCGCUACCUUGAAAUUCGGCAUAAAGCCAAUGACUAUCCUCAUAGAGUUGCAAAAUAUCCAGAAAACAGAAAUCGAAAUAGAUACAGAGAUGUCAGCCCAUAUGACCAUAGUCGUGUAAAACUGCAAAACACAGAGAAUGAUUAUAUCAAUGCCAGUUUAGUAGUCAUAGAAGAAGCCCAAAGAAACUAUAUUUUAACACAGGGUCCACUUCCUAAUACUUGUUGUCAUUUUUGGCUAAUGGUAUGGCAACAAAAGACCAGAGCUGUUGUCAUGCUGAACAGAAUUGUUGAAAAAGAGUCAGUAAAAUGUGCACAGUACUGGCCAACAGAAGAAGAGGAAGUCAUGAUGUUCAAGGAAACGGGAUUCUGUGUGAGGCUAGUAUCAGAGGAUAUAAAAUCCUAUUAUACAGUACACCUACUACAAUUAGAAAACAUCAGUAGUGGUGAGUCCAGGAUGAUAUCUCAUUAUCAUUAUACUACGUGGCCAGAUUUUGGAGUCCCUGAGUCCCCAGCUUCGUUCCUCAACUUCUUGUUUAAAGUCAGAGAAUCUGGUUCGCUGAGUCCUGAACACGGACCUGCUGUAAUUCACUGUAGUGCAGGGAUAGGACGCUCUGGCACAUUUUCAUUAGUAGACACCUGUCUUGUCCUGAUGGAAAAAAAAGACCUUUCUUCUGUGGACAUUAAGCAGGUAUUAUUGGAUAUGAGAAAAUACCGCAUGGGACUUAUUCAGACGCCUGACCAGCUAAGAUUCUCAUAUAUGGCUGUAAUAGAGGGAGCAAAAUUUAUCAUGGGGGAUUCAACUAUACAGAAACGGUGGAAGGAACUUUCUAAGGAGGACCAAGCUCCAAGUUCUGACCAGUCUCCUCCACACCCAACCAGAAUAAAUACAGAGAAGUACAAUGGCAAUAGUGUGGGUGUAGAAAAACAGGAGCAAAUAGGGGAGAAAACAAAUACUGAACUGUCCAUUAAGGUACAAGAUACUAUGGAUGGAAGCAUUGAAAGUACUGUUCGGAAACGGCUGCGAGAGGAUAGAAAGGCUCACACAGCCCAGAAGGUGCACCAGAUGAAACAGAAGCUAAGUGAGACUGAAAGAAAGAGAAAAAGGUGGUUAUAUUGGAAACCUAUUCUCACUAAGAUUGGGUUUGGGACAGUCAUUUUAGUUGGAGCUUAUUCUUGCUGGAAACUGUAUUUUCAAGAACAUUCCUUGUAAGUAAAAACUUAUUUGCACUGUGAGCCUGUCUACGGUAGCAGCUAAUCUUACUGCACGUCAAUCACUAGGGAGUUUGACUUUCAGCAGCAAACUCCUUAACACCUAAAAUCGGUGCAGUAGUUUAGACACAAACUAGAUAAGUGAUGUAAACUGAUCAGUCAGCAUCUCAGGACUUUCACAGCAGGUACUUCUGAAACCAAACGGCAAAUUGCUACCCAGAAUAAAGUUGUUCGUUUGUUUUAAAUAAACAGGUACAAACUUUGUGUAAGUGUAUUUAUAUACUUUUAAAAAUAGUAUUCCACUGAAUCUAGAUAGACCUUGAGCCAUGAAAAAUAACUAUCUAUCGCGGCUGUCUGGGGUUUAAUAUACAUGCCUGACAUAAGCAAUAAACAGUGUGUUAUUUACAUUAUUAAUGCAAAGAAGUUAUCCUUAAAUGUGUGUAAUGUACUAUUAACAAAGGCUCCAACAUUUUAUAUUCUUAUGACCCAGGAUAAAUAUAUUUUAUAACUGCAUAUUUAAUCUUACUUUUUGUAGCUAACUGUACUUUUAAAAACUUAGUGUGUACAAAUUUAUUUGACCAAAAAAAAAAAUUGAUUUUGGAACUAAAUGUAAAGGAUAAUUUGUGCACAAUGCAUUCAUUCCCCACAUUUCAAGAUUUUGAGACCUGCCGUAUGAGCAGCUAGGGUUCUGAUGAAGCACUUUUCAGUUUCUACUCUGUACGCUGCAUUCCUUUUAUUUAUUUAUUUUUGUUUGUUUUUGCGGUUUCCUUAUUUAAAGAAGCUUUAAAAUGCCUUUUUUUUUCUCUUUUUUUCUUUUUAAAUAAAGCUGUUUGCUAGCCCUAGACCUAGAGGCAAAUUGUUAAACUGAUUAAUGGAAGUUGUAUUAAGACUUCAGCUACUGUCUGAAGCUCUAGUUUUGUUAAAGUUCUGACAUUCCAUUAAAUGUGAAAUGAUAUUUUGUGUCUCAUUUUUUUUUGUUUUAUUCCAUUUAAUAAUAAAAAUCUAUCACCCAUCAA